Messenger RNA from Spirodela intermedia, 2794 nucleotides. NCBI's taxonomy places the organism in Eukaryota, Viridiplantae, Streptophyta, Magnoliopsida, Alismatales, Araceae. The record is from the annotation of a GenBank genome assembly.
AUGGCAAAUACGAAAGGAGUGCCUAACAUCAGAAAUGCAGGAUGCAGUGGAAAACAGUCAUUUCUUCCUCCUAAAAGCCCUCUUCCUAGCAUAUCACAUGCCUAUGGGGAUUAUGGUUCUAACCCUUGUAUGGGAUCCAAAAACAUGCCAAGACCAAAAGAGGGGAACAUACAUCAUCAUCGAACUUCCUCUGGGAGUUUCCUUAUUGAGGAGCAACCUUCUUGGCUUGAUGACCUCCUUAAUGAGCCAGAGACUCCUGUGAGGAGAGGAGCUCAUCGGCGUUCAUCAAGUGACUCAUCUGCCUACUUGGACUUAUCGGGUAUUUAUCUAGAGAAAACGGGUCAGGAGGGACAUGAGCUUAGAAAUUUAGCAUUGGUUCCGUCUUGGGGAUCUCGUGAAUUAAAUCGUCAAAAAGAAAUACAGCACUCUUCUUAUUGUGUAGAAGGAAAUUCUGUUGGGAGGACACAGAGCAGAGAAUGGGAAUUUGGUUUGAGUGACAUGAACUAUCCUAGUAGCAAUCUAUCCACAAAAGAAAAGGUCGUGCUGCAAAGCCCAGGGACAAAAGGUGAUUGCAGUGAACCAGAAUCUGUGACAUCUACAGCGAAUGUGAAGAAUGGUGAGGAAGACUCUGCACCCCAGGAUUGCGAGAGAGGUGAAGGCUCGUAUGGAAAUUAUCUUCAGUCUGAACAAGAUCCAAAAAGAGCCAAACAGUGAGUAUCUUUUUAGCUUUCCCUUUUCACGACUAUGACUUACUGUCAACACUACUGGGUAAUAUGCUGAUUGUUGCUAUCAUAGUCUAAAAUUAAUCUUUUCAUCUCUUUUUGGCAAUAAUCAUACUCUCUUUGCUACAAAAUCGAUAUUUCUCACUGGCCUGAUUUAGUAGACUAGGCCUCAAACAAUAAAGAAAUGUCACUCCUUGUCUUUUUUUUUUUUUUGUAAAGUUCUCGGUGACGAUAUGAUUGCUGGAUUUAAACCUUCAAAUUUUUCUUUUUCGAUAGCCUCCUGAGUAAGACGGUAGUAUGAAAGAGGUUACUUAUUUCUUUGAUACUGAAUCCAACUAAUCGAAAGAAAGGAAGUCAACUGUAACCGUCUGAUCUGUAUAACAAUGAGAUUCAAUCCAAAACGAAAUUGGAAACAUUCAGUUUUAGAGUGUGCAUUUAGAAACCGUGUUACUGCUGUGGCUAGUUGUUCGGUCGACUCUCUCUUCUUGGUUGCGUGCCUUUUAUUGUUGUUCCGUGAGAAAUUGUUCUUCUGUAAGCUAGAGGCAGCUGUCAUAUUGGUUGGGUAAUUUUGGUGCCUCUUGGGGAUAAUAGAGGCAUAAUGUCUUCUGAAAAGCACAAACUUAGAAGCACAUUUCUACUCCAAAUACAUAAAUAUGUGGAAUUUAAAAAUUCACGGGUGUGUUUAUUUUUUACCCAACGAAACUAAUUUUGUAAAACGGAUUUGGUGGCAUCUACCGUACCUGUCGCCAUUUUCGUAUUUUGUCUCUGCUUUUCUUCCGAAUUUCUAUUCUCGGCCAUUCCUCUUGGUUAAUCAAUCUCCUCAAGAACUACGCUAUCUCCAUCUUCUGAUAAAAGGGGAAACCUCUAUCUGGAUCCACUGAGAUUAUCAACUGUGGUCGAUGUAAACAGGUAUACCUUUUAGCUUCUCUUAUCUAAACGACUGUCUUGUAGUUUACUGUUAACUCGCUAAUUUAAAAUUGUUCUUGCUUGAAAGCAAGGUGAACAUUUUAUCUCAUAACCACUUCUAAUUAUGGCAGGAAAUUUGCACAGCGGUCCCGUGUUCGGAAGCUUCAGUAUAUUGCCGAAUUGGAGAGGAAUGUUCAAGCAUUACAGGCAAGUAGUUUCGAGGAGGAUGUGAUUCUUUUGAGAUAAGGAUAAAAAUUGACAGAUCAUAAUUGUUAGUAAUCCUUGUUUUACUGAAAAUAGCGGUGUUAAGCAGUUUAAAAUUUGUUCACCGUUUUGCAGGCGGAAAUUUCUAAGGUUUGUGCAGAAGUAGAAUUUCUGGACCAGCAAACUAUCAUACUGAGCUUGGAAAAUAAGGCUCUUAAGCGAAGAUUGGACAGUUUGACCCAGGAGCAGGUUCUCAAAUGUGGUAAGUAUAUUCCAUUUUAUUUAUUUAUUUUUGAUGACCAUUGACCGUUCUUUUGUGCACGAGCGUGUCUCUUGGUGGGCCACCACUACGGGCCUUGUUCUUUAUUGGGGCACACAAGCCUUUUUUAUUUUAAAUAGAAUUGAAAAGUGAUAAAACCAAUGUUGCAACAAUGGGCGCUCAGAAAAUCAGAUUCAAAAUUGGUCUAUAUUGGUGUUUACUGUCCUCUUUUAGCAUUUUAGGGCCAAUUUUUUUCUCUAAGGAUUUCAGAUACUAAGUGUGAUGCUUUCUGGGAGUUACGGAUGAGGCAUGGGCAAUUUAUUGGCAAAAACGGAUCUUUAAUCAUUUAUUUUAUCGCCUCAGAAAAAGUAAAUCUUCUCAAGCAAUAUCUGACGAUGAUCUAUUAAGCUAGAUUAGUAAUCCUCAUCACUUUGUAUAGCUUUUAGAUUCUUCAGCGAAAAAGUUCCACACGUGAAGGUGACAGAGUGAUUCAUUUUGGCUUGCAGUCCAGCAGGAGAUGUUGGAAAGGGAGAUCUCUCGUCUCGGGGCCAUUUAUCAGCAACAACAUCGUCAUCAUCAGCAACCACAACCACCACCUCAUCCUGUGGCGACCCACGGGCGGACCAGCAGUAGAGAUCUUGUUUCAUUAUUUGACAGCCUCUCUCUGAAACACAGGAGGCCAAUCCUUGAUAGGAACCAGUAG